Messenger RNA from Platichthys flesus (European flounder), 1328 nucleotides. RefSeq names its product leucine-rich repeat-containing protein 23-like. Gene Ontology annotation, molecular function: protein binding. The record is from RefSeq and is a predicted model, not a curated record. Bases 262 to 1215 code for a protein of 317 amino acids. NCBI's taxonomy places the organism in Eukaryota, Metazoa, Chordata, Actinopteri, Pleuronectiformes, Pleuronectidae. The transcript has 8 exons.
CACCGCGCAGCUAGCUCGAGCACACGUACACCAGCUUCUUGUCGUCACCACUCACUGUUGGUUGUUAAAUUCAGAUUCGAUGGUUGUAGUUUUAUUGUGAAGUCACUAAACUGCGCUAAGUUGUAGUUGCUACUUGCCGCGGUCACAUAGAGUACUGCUAGCCUAGUUGACACAGAGAGUUACGUUCAUUAUUAGUUGGCUAACGAAAAUACGGGUGAUCUGAAGAUUUGUAUUUGGUGAAAAUAAGCCAAGUUGACCAGCAUGUCUGACGUGGACGAAGAUACAGUCAUGUCGGAGGUAGACGGUGAGGAAGACGGAGUGGAAGAGCCCGAGAAGGUGCAGGUUGGCAAUUUGAACCAGAAAACCAUAGGUGAGGGGCUGUCCUUGCUGUGCCGAACAGGAAAUGGACUUGGACAUGCAUUUGUCAAACUGGACUUAAAAGACAAACGACUGAAUGACAUUUCUGCAAUUAGCAGCUACGUUCACGUUCGUUUUCUGGAUUUGUCCAGUAACCACCUCACCGUUCUAACCCCUCUGGCAUCUCUGAUGGAUCUGCUUUGGCUGAAGGUUGACAAUAAUGCUUUGGCAUGCUUGGAAGGAAAUCCUUUCAUUCAGUUAAAGUACCUGCAGUGGCUGAGUGUGGCUGCAAACCAGCUCACAGACCUAAGCGGCCUGGUUGGACCUGCUUUAGAGACCCUCAAUCUUACAGGUAACGCUAUUAAGACAGUGAAGAGCCUUCAGAUGGGCUGUUUUGGAAACCUGGUAACUCUAGAGCUGAGAGGAAAUCUCCUUGAAACCACUGAUGGCAUUAACCUUCCAAACCUGCAACGAUUAUAUCUGGCCCAAAAUGCAAUCAAACGUCUGGAGGGAUUGGAGAAGUUAGAGCACCUCACCACCCUUCAUCUGAGAGACAACCAACUGGAAUCUCUGGAUGGUCUCAGCCCCAACAUGAAGUGUCUUCAAUACCUGAAUGUCAGAGGCAAUGCAAUCUCAGAUGAGAAUACCCUACACUGUCUUAGGCUCGUGUCAAAAACACUGCGUACUCUGGUGCUUUCUGAGAACCCACUGGGGGAAACCACAGACUACCGAACAAGUCUGCUGAUCCUUGUGCCUCAGCUGGAGAAAAUUGACAAAGAACCUGUCUCCCCUGAGGAGAGGAUUGAGGCCCAGGACAGAAUCAAGGAACUUGAAGAAGAGGAAAUAGCUGAACCUUAAGAUUCGCAACAAAAGCCUAAAUGGGAUAGUCUUUGAUGUCCUUGACAAGACCGGUUGAUGGGUGACUGUGAAAUCAUUUGUAAAUUAUAUAAUGCAUCUUUAAUAAAUGUGCA